AUGGUGCGGCUCGUCGUGCUGAGGGCUUGUGCCGUGGCGUUUGUUUGUGUUUGCGUGGUGGCGCUGUCCUGUGGUGGUGGCAGCGGCGUCCCCAGCGUGGACGCAGGCAAACAGCUCGAGCUCGAGGACCUAGGUGGUGGUGGUGGUGGAGGAGGAGGAACUGGUGGAACUGGUGGGAAUGGUGAUGACCCAGACAUGGGCGGUGAAGAUCCCAUUGACCAAGGAGACCCACCAGUCACCACGACACCAACCACAACGACUGCAACGAGCAAAACGUUCAGCAUUGCUGCAGCCGCGUCCGCCACCUGGGUCAAGGACUACGAUGGCUACAUCACGGAUAACUUCUUCCGUGUCGGUUUGUACGACCGACAUCGGGGCCUGCUUGCCUUCGAUAACGAGGACCUGCGCGGCCCCUUGAGUGAAUGCCGCGAUACAGGACGCCUGGCCUCAGCAACUCUGCACGUCUUCGCGAGCUCCACUAACAAGAACGCCAACCACCGCCCGCUGCACGUUGUGGCAGAUGGGCUUCGGCAGCCUUUCUUGAGUGGCAAUGAGCAUUGGCCAACAAACUUCGUCAAUGACGGCGCAUACGUGCACGAGCUUCCCACGGCAAGCGUCAUCAUUGAGGAGGGCGACAUUGACUCUGACGAGGGAGAGAGUGUGUCAUUUCAAUGGGAUGUCACCCGCAUUGUUGAGCGCUGGCUCGACACCAGUGCAGACGACGAUGCCUCGCAAGUGCGCGCGUUCGUGUUGUACGACACAGCAGAAGACAACAGUGGCUCCACCUCCAACUCUGCUGUGGCUUUUAGCACAGCUCCCGCCAUCCUCAGCUUCCAAUGCACGCGUACCCCUCCACAGCAAUCGAUGGUGACCCGUACCCGCAUUGACCAGUGGUGGGUGGCUUCUCACCCCACGGGCUCAUGGGGGAGCGACUCGCUCAAAGUGUGCACGCGAUCGUCUUGUGACGUCGGAUACGACAAUGUGCUCUUAGGUGUGGACUAUGCUCGGCGCGGGGUGUUGGUUUGGAGUGCUGACGACACGGACCAGCUGCUGGACGCAACGGCCACGUGUCCCGGCACUGUCACUGCACGCCUAACGAUGACGUCUAAAGAAGACCCCACCACAGCAGACAGCAGCUUCCGUCUUCGUGCCCUCAAGAAGAUCCCGCAGUGCAAGGACCUCACGAGAUCAUGCGAGAAAGCAUCGCAGUCGUGGGAUGACGACUUUGUGGACGAGUACACGUUUGGUGAGACGGCGACAGCAGGGGGUGGCGGGGAAUCCAGGAUCUUGCAAUGGGAUGCCACGCAGGUGUGGUCUGAAUACGUGCAGGAGCGCGACAACAGCGACCCCACGCAAGGACCGAUGGCAGUGGUGGUGUGGAUUGACGGUGAUGUGAGUUCGGGCGCCAGUCACAUUGGCCUGUUCAGCUUUCGCAACAACGACGACGACAUACUGACAGCGGCUGAAGAGAGGUGCGCCAGAGGGUUCUCGCUCCAGCUUACCAUGACCAUCGCUGGUGCCAUCAGCAAUGCGGGCAAGGACGUGAAGCUGAAACUGCGGGCGUUGCGUCAAGCACCGGAGUGCAGCGACAGCGGCGCAAGCGAUGAUGACAGCAGUGAAGAGAAUGGGCGCGAGUACAUGUGCACAGCAGACGCGUUGGAGGCCAACUUUGCCAGAAGGUAUUCUGAACGGGUGUAUGAGAAGGCUGUUGAUGAGGAAGUGGGGAGGGUGCUGCAAGGGAAUACGCUGGUGCUGGACGUCACGGAGGUGUGGUCACAGCUGUCGUCCAAAGACACGCAUGAGGGCGGGAGCGAGGGUGGCCAUGGCGCGUUUGCCCUUGUGCUGUGGGUGGAUGGUGACACCAGCACCAACCGUGACCGCGGCAGCUUGACGUUCAAGUCGGCGUCGUCGUUCAAGGAACCGACGCUGUCGAUCCGGCGUGGCAGCAUUGUUGUCACCGUCACACUCGCAGACACAAGCUCUGUUGCCACGGUGCGGCGCGCAGUCUCCAACGGCGAGGUUGUGGUUGAUGUCGGUGGCGGCAAGGUCGCUGCCGAGCCCGCUGCUGUUAAUGGCGGUGAUAGUGGUGGUGGCGAUGGUGGUGGCGGUGUUUCGACGACCACGGCCACGACGACUGGCAAGAAGGGCGGUGUUGACGCAUCGUCCUCGUCCUCGUCCUCCUCCGCGCUGUCAACGCCAGUGAUUGUGGGCAUUGCUGUGGGCGCAGUCGUGUGCUGCACGGUGGUGAUCGUGCUGGUGGUUCGGCGCUCCCGCCCCCGCCGCACACACACGACGCCUGCGCUUGAUGAUGUCGGGGCGGCCUCCACGCUGGCCAUGUACGCCAACCCGAUGUACGAGGCGCCUCCACGCAGCACCUCUGCCGACCAGGCAAUGCCACCAACACCAUCCUCAGCAUCGACACUAUCUUCAACGCCGGGCGGUGGCGUCGUGGCGAGCGAGCCCGCUGGUGCUGUGUAUGAUGUGCCGCAGGUGCGAGGAGCGCACGUCGUGAGUGGCUGGGAGGCGACAGCGCCGACAUAUGCCAACACUGUUAGUGCCAAUGCAAGCCCUCAAUACGACCACCUGCGCCAGCCUCAAGGCCAACAUCGGCGACAACAGCAGCAGCACCGGCAAGAGCAUGGACAGGCAGCUUGGGCCCCCGCAUUUGGUCAUUCACAAGCACACCACGCAGCGCCACCGCCGCUCACGUCGACAGCUGCUCCGGGUGUGUAUGACAUGCUGCAGCGGCCUGAGCAGGAACCUCAAUACAAGAGCGCACCCGAUGGCGAGUACGACUCCCUCCAACGCCUCACAUUUGUGCGUGGGAAAAGCGUCCGCACACACAAACGCAUGCCUGCAGGCAACCGUGGCCCCACAAGUGCGCGGGCACACAUGGCGGUCGCCGAAGAGGAUGCGGAGGGCGAUUACGUUGACGCCACCAUUGGAUGGGAUGCUUGA
Molecule: messenger RNA, 2958 nt
Organism: Salpingoeca rosetta
Lineage: Eukaryota; Choanoflagellata; Craspedida; Salpingoecidae
Exons: 4
Coding region: 1-2958 (985 amino acids)
Source: RefSeq, a predicted model, not a curated record